AUGCCCAGGACCAUUCGCGAGCUCCUGUCGGAUACCAGAAACACCGAGCCUAGAUAUGUUCGGCUCCACAAUGCCAACUACACAUCAAGAGAACUGCUCAGCGAGAUCCUUUCAUGCUCAAACCGGAUCGUCCGGAGGGUGUCCGAUGCUCAGCUCUCGAGCAAUGACCGAAGGUGGUGGCCAGUGAGAGAGAUGGCGAGCAAGUGGGACAGCAUCAGAGCGUUUCCAGAGAUGCUACAAGAGGUCGACACCGAGCUGCUGAAGAUUCUUGUGCUGGACGCAUAUGCUGAUCUGGAGCGACUGCAACGUACUCAGAGUCCGUGA
Lecanosticta acicola is the source of this 324-nucleotide messenger RNA. Lineage: Eukaryota; Fungi; Ascomycota; Dothideomycetes; Mycosphaerellales; Mycosphaerellaceae. The record is from the annotation of a GenBank genome assembly.